AUGCCAGUCGACAAACCCAAGCUUGAUCGGACUGUUCUUGAAAAUCAUGGGAUCACCUUCUCCGAAAAGGUCUAUCGCCCAGAUCUGCCACAGCACGGUACUCCAAAAAGUCACCUGCCAGAACACGUCGAGUCCGUCAGGCAAGCUCUCCUGCGCUUUGGAGCCGUCUUACCAAAAACACGCGAGGAACUGUUCGAGAAAGAAGCUUUGGAGUACUCGACAAUUAUUGGCAGCGUAAACAAUGAAGGCUACAGCGCAAAGCCACCGCAGUCGGCUUAUGAGAAAGAAAAACACGAAGGGACAGACUGGCGCGUACUUCGUCAUUAUUAUACGGACAAGGAGGUAGACGAGAUGCAGAAAGAAAUAGUGUGUGAAGCCCGACGAAACGCGGACUCUAAGGUCAAUGAAGCAACUUGGUUGAAGUUCAUGAUGAAGUACCUAUUCAAAGAAUUCCACGAUAAUUUUACUGAAGUGACAGAGUACAAAGAAACGGAUGCUCGUUGGAAUGAAGCACACAAGUACGCCAACUACGAUGGAAGUAUAACUGGACCCACCGGCCCGAAACCAGACCUCACAUACGGAUUCCCGAUCCACCAGUCCCUUCACCAUCUUGCCGAAGGCUUCAAAGACGAUGAUUCUGUGACGAACUUUUCGUUGAAAGAGCUUGGAAAGCUUCGCACCCAAGGGCUCAUCUCGGCUCCCCUAAGCGGGCUCAGCAACUGGGUUCAAAACCCCAGUUUUGAGAUACUUCGAAGCCAUCGGAUGUGCUUUCCGUGGGCUGUUGUCGAGCUCAAGCCGUCAAUGGUUCCGCAAAGCGAGAUUUACUUUGCGUAUUGUCAAGCGGCUAAUGCAACAUCAGCUGCAUUGAGACUCCUCGAGAAAUUGCUUGAACGUGCUGGUGGACCUGAAAGGCGCAUUCCUCCAGUUGUGGCUUUCACUUGCAUAGGACCGUUCAUUAGAACAUGGUUGGCUUAUUCCAGUUCACCACAGGAAAAGUCUCGCUGUCAUAGAAUGGUGUGCAUCUGGUCAGGAACUCUCACUACAACAUGGGGAGUAAUAGCAACCCGCCACAUUGUCGACAACAUGAUUUUCUGGGCGACAAGAGUUUUGAGACCAAAAUUGUCUGGAUAUAUAAGCCAAAUUCGGCUUAACAAUAGGCUCAAUGGAACAGAUCUGAUAACCCCUCAGAUCCGAUUGGGGAGCAUGCAUCACCGUGACCAAAGUCAUGGGUCAGCUCAAACAGCUUCUCCUGCUUCUGUUAAGUUGUCUACUCACGUAGACAGCUCUGUCAAAGGCAGUGCUUUGCCUAGUUCUGAAUCGAACAAAGCUAAUCAUGUAGAAAACAACAUACCCGCCGCAGAAACUCAGCACGAUCAACGACCUUCAUCAACGCAAGAGAAUGUGCUCGUGGCGGGACGCGGUAUCUGGAGCCGGCCUCCUGCCUCUGAAGAAGCGAUGCUUGCUCAUCUACGGCAAAAUUUAGAGCUGGAAACGGGUACGACCCCAGGACGUACUCCUUUUUCAUCUCAAGUGGCAGUUGUGGGAAACAGACCGCUCCAGGGCCAGGCGUCGCCGAAAUUGCAGAACGCAAAUUGCGACGAGAUCAAUUCAGCUCCGGAAACAGCGAGCACGAGGGAGCUCUCUGAGCCACAGACCUCGAUCACGGAUGCUUCCAGGAGUCCAUCUGGUGGAAACGCAUCAGAAACUUCAAGCCCGGUUUACGAACGAACUGCGGCGUUUUUAGCCCGCCGACGCAUACUGAUUCCGAAAAGCCCUCGUCCCAGGCCUCCGCGCAAUAUUUCGCUGCCAAUAUCCUUCUCUGGGCAUAACUUAGAUGAUGGGUCUGGCAAUCGACCUGCACCCGUGGAGACCGGUGCUAACGUUAAAAACUCCCCUCUGCCAGGAGAGCCAAGAUUUUUCAAGGUUCCUGGAGUGGAAGCAGCUGCGAGCCAGGAGCACAAAGCACUCCGCGGUGGCCAGGAAACAAUGCCCCGAACCCAUGAGGAGACACAAAGCAUCUCGGAGGCCGAUGGUACCAGGGGGAGUUCCGCCCAAACCAGCCACGACGACAGCGAUCUAGAUGCGGUCGUCGGAACGACCUCUGAACAUGUCGCCGACGCUCCGCUACUGGGUGAACCCGCAGACUCAUCCACUAACGAGCUUCGGAAUGAGAUCGAUGGUCUGACAAGCGCGCUGAGUGCCAUUGAAGUCGGCACAGUCUCUGAAUCGCGGGACAUUCAAAGUGCAAGACACAGAGAUGUGGCCAAUCCGACCAACCAAACUCGAACCUAUUCAUAUCAUGUGUACAGAUUCCUGGAUACGCCGGAUUGGAUCCUCGCAGACGCGUUACCAGACUAUUCGGCAAGUGUGUCUGACGAGUCCGACUCUGAAUACCUGGGGGACGAUUCUGGGUACACAUCAUCGGCUGAGCAGGCAGAACACGACCCAUCAGAGCAUGAACAAUUGGAGGUCACAGGCAUCUCAGUCGCUGAGGAUCAUGUAUAUGGCGCAACAAAUGCAGAAAUCCAGGGAGAGAGUGAGACUGCUUCAGAACGGAAUGUGGACGGAAGUGAAACGUCGUCAGCUGAUGAACCUUUUGAAUCCGGAGACUAUGAGCCCAGCGACAUAAGCUCAGACAGUUCUGACGGAACCGAGAGUGACUCUGCCAGAGACUCAAGUGGCGUUCUGGUUAGGCAUGGGUCUUUUCUGAACGAAUCAGACACUAACAAGAUCUUUCUCGCUGCUACCGAGGCCCUCUGGGGCAAUGAAAUCGUCCAGUUGGAGACGAUAAGGACCAGAGUCGAUGGCCUCUCUGGAGAUCAACUACACGAUAUCAUCUACUCUACCCUGAAGCGAAUAGGUCGGCCAAUCAGAGAUCAAAUCUCACCGAGUGAUCUUGCGGUGAGGGACAUUUUCCUUCCAACACUGAGUAAAGCUAUUGGACGUGGCACUGCAGACACAAUCACGCUCAAUGAUCUGAACAUUUUUGGACAAUGGCGGCGUAUAGUAAGGUCUCUAAAUGGCAUUAGGAACUCGGACAGACAAUCGUUGCUAGAGGCAUGCUUCGCGGCUCUAGCAUGCUGGAACUCGCUUGCAGUCGUUCAUACUCUCUGGAACGUGCGGCCGCCGUCAAGGGAUGAAUGCCUCUCUAUUGGCAAAGAAGCACUAGAGCUGUUAUAUUCGCACCCUGUGAAAUGCGAACUCAAUCCUGCUACAGAUGCUGGUCAAGGGGGACAAAGCUGA
Exophiala spinifera is the source of this 3243-nucleotide messenger RNA. RefSeq lists its product as uncharacterized. NCBI's taxonomy places the organism in Eukaryota, Fungi, Ascomycota, Eurotiomycetes, Chaetothyriales, Herpotrichiellaceae. The transcript has 3 exons. The record is from RefSeq and is a predicted model, not a curated record. The coding region runs from base 1 to 3243 and encodes 1080 amino acids.